CAUAAACAUAACCCUACUUUUGGAUGUCAUUCUAGCGGUAAAAAAACCCUCAAAAUAUGAAAUCAUCAAUGAGAAGUUCCUGAAUAUAAAAUAGUAUAAUGAGUACAUUAGAUCUUGCAAGACAACUAAAUGCAGUGGAGACUAUUUGCGUGAAAAGAGAACUGCAAACUAGAUGUGCCUCGCAGCCCUUUGAUUACAUUUUUGUGCUAGACUUUGAAGCAACUUGCUGGGACCGACUGGAUAAAGAUAGGGGAUAUUCAGAGAUAAUAGAGUUUCCGUGCGUGCUAUACUAUGUUAAAAAAGAAAAUAUAGUGGCAGAGUUCCAGGAGUAUGUGAUGCCAAUUGAGAAGCCUAGGUUAACUGCAUUUUGUACAGAGCUUACAGGCAUAAGUCAAAAACAAGUGGACAAUGGCUGCCCUUUAGGAACCUGCCUCAUGUUAUUCAGGCAAUGGCUAAAUAAGCAGAUGAUAAAGUUUGGUAUCACCAUGGAAACCCCCUACAGCAAAUGUACCUUUGCUACUUGGUCAGAUUGGGACCUAGGGGUUUGUCUUAGGAAUGAGUGUAGGCGAAAACGGAUAGCAUACCCCACAUUUUUUGAAAACUGGAUGGAUGUACGAUAUCUAUACAGAGAGUUCUACCAGAGAAGGCCGAAAGGGCUCUAUGGAGCUUUGAGUGAAGUUGGCUUGGAGUUUACUGGAAGACAGCACUGCGGAUUGGAUGAUGCUAGAAACACUGCAAAGCUUAUUGGCAGAAUGAUCGCGGACGGGAUUUUUUUGAGAAACACCACAGAGUCAUCAGGAGAAUGAAUUAAAUAGUGAUUUAUGCGAAAGUUUCUUUUUCUAAUACUACCAAUAACUUUUGUCAACAAAUAUUAAUUUUAUUGUUAUCUUUGAUUUACCUUAAGGUGGCACGUCCCUUUUUUAGAUUUUUUUCAACUUCCUGUUUGCAGCAGUAUCUAAAUCCUUUUCAUAUGAUAAUUUUAUGGUGUGUAUAGAGAUGACUAAAAAACGUUUUAAUUUUUUUGUCAAAAAAUGCAUUUUUUCUUCAAUCGUAACUUGUUAACAAAUAUAAGUACAGCCCUGAAAUUGUGUGUGAAUAUUCCUCUUUUAUGGAAGAAUCAAAUGAGUGAUUAAUUUUGUUCUUAUCACUUUCCCUUUUUGAAAAAUCUUUGUUGUUUCAAGAACAUCAAAGAUUUUUCGAAAAGGAAAAGUGAUAACAAAAGUAAUCACUCGUUUCAUUCUUCCAUAAAAGAGGAAUAUUCACACACAAUUUCAGAGCUCUACUUAUAUUUGUUAAUAAGUUCCGAUUGAAGAAAGAAUGCACAAUGCGUUUUUUGACAAAAAAAUUAAAACAUUGUUUUUUAGUCAUCUCUAUGCAUGAAAUUAUCAGAUGAAAAGGAUUUAGAAUACUGCUGCAAACAGGAAGUUGGAAAGAAAUCUAAGAAAAUGGACGUGCUACACCUUAAGCUUUGGAACAGAGGAGUGUCAAAAAUAAAAUUCGCUUGUUUUUUUUUAAUUUUAUUGUACCAUUAAAAGAACAAAUACACUUAAACACUGUACUGUGUUAAAAAUACACUAUAUUAAAUAUCCUUAGAAAGAACCUUACAGACCUGUAAAAAUAUGCCUAAUUUGUCAAUUUAUGCUUCAAAUACCUGCAAAAGUAUGCCACUUUAGGUUAAAACCAGUAUAAUUCAAAAGCCAUAACGUUAUUGAAAAAGUCUCUGUCAUUCCAUAAGCCAGGAAUGCAAAUUAACAAUCUUGAC
Messenger RNA from Acanthoscelides obtectus, 1762 nucleotides. Lineage: Eukaryota; Metazoa; Arthropoda; Insecta; Coleoptera; Chrysomelidae. The record is from the annotation of a GenBank genome assembly.